Emiliania huxleyi CCMP1516 is the source of this 660-nucleotide messenger RNA. RefSeq lists its product as hypothetical. Gene Ontology annotation, cellular component: nucleus. Bases 1 to 660 code for a protein of 219 amino acids. Lineage: Eukaryota; Haptophyta; Isochrysidales; Noelaerhabdaceae. The record is from RefSeq and is a predicted model, not a curated record. Gene Ontology annotation, molecular function: DNA-binding transcription factor activity, RNA polymerase II-specific; RNA polymerase II transcription regulatory region sequence-specific DNA binding. Gene Ontology annotation, biological process: regulation of transcription by RNA polymerase II. The transcript has a single exon.
AUGCAGCAGGCCAGCCCGUACUUCGAGGCUGGUGGCGAGGCGAACCUCCCCACCCCGGCGCCACCGCUGGAGGCGGCGCCGCUGGAGGACGUUGAGGCGGCGUCCGUGCCGAUCGAGGCGGCUCCGCUUGCUGUCAAGACGACGCCGGUGGUUGAGGCGCCGCUCGAGGCGACUGCAGUCGAGGCGAUCAGCGACAGUGAGUGCGCGGGAGACGAGGUGGUCGCCGUUAUGGAGGAGAACAGCGGGGAGACCGCGGUUGAGCCGUUCCGUCGGGCUGGCUCGGAGGGGCAGAGCUCGGGCGCGGCGCACCGUUGCGCAGAGUGCGGCCGGGCCUUUGACUCGCUCCACGGCCUCAAGGUGCAUCGCGGUCGCCACUGCAGCAGGACGGCCAAGCCACCGCCGCCGCCGCCGCCCGUGCCCAACGCGCGCGGCUUGUACGAGUGCGGCGACUGCGGCAGCGCGUUUGACAAACCGCACGGGCUCGCGAUUCACCGCGGCCGACACUGCGCCAAGGAGGCGAGGCCGCCGAAGCCCGCCAAGCCGGCGCCGCCCCCGCCGAACGCCGCCGGCCUCUUCGAGUGCGUCGACUGCGGCUCCGCCUUCGAGAGGCUGCACGGGCUGACGAUCCACCGAGCGAGGCACCUCCUGGACACUUCCUAG